Messenger RNA from Neurospora hispaniola, 1434 nucleotides. RefSeq lists its product as uncharacterized. The coding region runs from base 311 to 1126 and encodes 271 amino acids. The transcript has 2 exons. The record is from RefSeq and is a predicted model, not a curated record. NCBI's taxonomy places the organism in Eukaryota, Fungi, Ascomycota, Sordariomycetes, Sordariales, Sordariaceae.
GACCGUUCCUUACUGCUAUCUAUGAUUAUCCGACGAUAGAACGACAUCCAUCGAUGCGUUAGGAAGAAUGUCUACUACACCCCUUAUUAGAUUAUGGCCUCUCUUUUUCUCCCCCUAGUCGGGCAGACAAAAGAUGGCCUUCUAUAAAGGACAUGGAAGCUUCCAAGUCCUGCUUGCACGUCGUUCAAACACUAUUAAGAAGCUCACCAAAAACUUAGCAGCACUGUACUAUAUAUCCGCGCCAAAGAACGGAUCCGAUACCCAAUUUUACUUCAUUUCUACCUACACUCAGCUGUUUCGAUAAGCCACCAUGGAUUACAACCACUUCGAUUUGCAUCAUCCUUUACCCGUCACAGACAAUGACAUCUCCAAUGUCUACAACCCUCUUUUGGGCUUUGCCGACGACGGAUAUCAUAAUAAUGAAGCAUUAUCCAACGUCCUUGGACAGUCACACGAAUCUACCAACCAAGAGCUCGAUAUCACUAGCUCUUACCCUAUCGCCAAUUUUUACACGUAUCCGGGGCCUCCACCGUUCGUAGUGGAAGACUUAUCUGGUUAUAACUGGUCUCAGCACUUCUCUCCCACUACCGGUCACUUCCAGGGCCUUCAGGACGAGGGAGUUAUGCAAUCUUUUGAGGGUGUGGAUGGAAACAUCAUCCCCGUCCUUAACACUGCCGCCCAUCACGAUAUACCGUCUCAGCCUUCGCUUCCGGCCCCUCUUCAUACCGUCAACUCUAUGUCCCUAGGGCCUUACACCAUCCAGGACCUAGAACCGUCUUCUAUUGACCCCGACAGCAUGCCUUCCUCAACCCGCGCAUCCCUUACCCCAUCUCCACCAGACAAUGAAGGUCGCAGCCCCAACACCCGUGGGACUGCUCGCUAUCACUGUACCGACUGUGGUACCUCUUCCCAGACAAAACGGGACCAUGAGCGUCAUCUCACAACCAAGAAGCAUCAGAAGAAGACCAGCGACGGCAGCGGGAGCGGGAGUGAUGCCGCCGUCCUGGGAUUCCACUGCCUGGCGCAGGGUUGCGAAUACUCUCGUGAAGGCGGGAAGACUUUCACUCGCAAGGACAACUUGUGGAGGCAUAUGAAUACUGCGCAUCCCAUCAGGUCGACAGCGUGAGGAUCGAAGAGUUCUGCAAUGCCUGGAUGCUAUAUGAACAUCGUGAGAAGUCGGAUGUUUUAUUUUUCUAAUCACUAUACAGCUGGCUGUGUUCCAUUUUCCUUCUAUAAUCUCUUUUUCUACCUACGUUAGGCUCUUACGUUGUCUUCGCUUAUCCCCUCUACUGUUUGUCUUUCUUUCCUAUCUGCAUCUGUUUCAGCUACCUGUAGCCAUGUUUCUUUUGUUCAGCGAUGAGACGAUGUUAUCUAUUAUGCACAUAUUGUUACGAUAAUUGGAAACUGUACUUGGACGCUUGGUUAAAACUUUCC